AUGGGCAAACCACGCGCAGCUCGUUCCCUUGCUGAUCAGCUGGCUGAUUUUGAAGAUCCAACUCCUAAAGACUUUGACCCGGAGGAUAUCGAUAAUGGCCAACAAUCAAGUGAUGAUGAGGAUGAAGAUAAAGACGAAGUGAAUACUGGCAGAGAGCAUUAUCAGACUGUUGGGAAAGCGAAGCUCCGCAAAGAUGAUCCCCUCCCCCUGGGCAAACAAUAUGAGGGUGCCCGGGUCAGCCGGGCGGCGCUAGGCACCGAAAGUGAGGAUGACGAAGACUCGGAAGGCUUCUCCGUGUCCGAAGAAUCCGAUGAUGCCCUGGCCCUGGAGGGCUCAGAUGAGGACAUCGAGGGAGAUGAGGAUGAACAUAGUGAAGAGGAUGGUGAGAGUGACGCGGAGGAUGACGAUGACGAUGAGGAUGGCGAGGAGCAUGGCAAGGAGGUGGUCGACAAACACUCCAAGAGGAGUCGCCCAGAAGUCCGACAUGGCGACACAAGCGGACCGUCUGGUGACCGCGACGAAAUUCGAAAACUAAUGGCGACGGAUCAGAAAACUAUCGCUGCGACAAUCUCCUCGGCAGCCAAGGCCGAUGCUACGAAGGGAAAGGCUGUCAAGCAACAACGUACCACUUUUGAUGCGCUCCUUAACGCGCGAAUGAAGCUUCAGAGUGGAUUGACGUCUAUCAACGGUAUUGCUGCUGUUUUGGGUUCGAAAACCGAAGCAGACGGAGAGAACGCGAUGAACGACGAAGAGGAAGUUGUUGAUGAGGAAGCAAUUAAGUCGGCGGAGUCCGCUGCACUUGCGUUAUGGUCGACACUCGAAGGUUUACGUACCGCCCUGGCCGAUGCUACCGCCAAAGAAGGCAGCAAAAAGCGCAAGAGACCCUCCCCCGCUUCGCCUGCUACUAGCUCUGCCUCGCUCUGGGAACGCAUGUCUGAAUUGGAGUCCGAGUCCAUUUCCCACCGCCGUUCCGUUCUUGACAAGUGGUCCUCAAAAGUCCGUGGGACUUCUGCAUCUCUCCCCAACGCCAGAGGCAAAUUGCUCGGCUCUUCCUCCGGUCGCCAACAGACCAUCACAGCCGUUCUCGACGCUCAAGUCGCCACAGAGAUUGGAGAACGAUCCUCCAAGCGUUCGCGCACUUCUGAGCAAGAACCUCUCUACGAUGAUGGAGCUUUCUACCAGUCCCUUUUGCGCGAUCUCGUUGAACAGCGCAUGUCCUCAUCCGAUUCCAUGACCAAUGGCUUUGACAACCUGCACCAGCUGCCUUCCCGCCUACCCAUCCAUCCCAUCACUGGUAUGCGCAACGAUAAGGUCAAGCGAGACAUUGAUACCCGUGCUUCCAAGGGCCGCAAGAUGAAGUACACUGUGCAUGAAAAGCUUCAGAACUUCAUGGCCCCCGAUGACCGUGGUUCCUGGUCUACCCGCGCACGAGAUGAGUUCUUUGCUUCCCUGCUCGGCAAAUCGGCCAGUGGUUUGCUCGGUGAAGGCGAUGAGGGUGCCAGCGAUGAAGAGGAUGAGAUUGAUCGGGAGGAAGGUGGCUUGAAACUGUUCCGGAACUAA
This is a messenger RNA of Penicillium robsamsonii, 1560 nucleotides long. Its product is annotated as AATF family protein. Lineage: Eukaryota; Fungi; Ascomycota; Eurotiomycetes; Eurotiales; Aspergillaceae. The transcript has 3 exons. The record is from RefSeq and is a predicted model, not a curated record. Gene Ontology annotation, biological process: maturation of SSU-rRNA from tricistronic rRNA transcript (SSU-rRNA, 5.8S rRNA, LSU-rRNA). The coding region runs from base 1 to 1560 and encodes 519 amino acids. Gene Ontology annotation, cellular component: nucleus; nucleolus.